AAAACAUGCAGUCCAUGUGACGUUGAUUCGCGCCCUCGACUAUUGAAUUGACUGCACGAGCGACCUUCCUCCUACAGUUUCUCCUCCCGGUAAAAGAAUAAGUGUGGUCAGAUUCGUUUGAGUGGCCUUCGUGGCAUGCGACAGUAAAAGAGGCGCGGGACAGAGAGAGCGACGGAGAGAGAGAGAGAGAGAGAGAGAGAGAGAGAGAGAGAGAGAAAUAACUUUAGAGCUGUCGAAGGGGGAGUUGCACAACACGGAUUAAUGUAACUCUGUUUACACCUUCCUUAUUCCAAAACGUCAGCGUGAAGAGAAAAUACUCAGCAAAAUCAGUUAUCAAAAUUCUCAACUUCAUUGAGCGGAGAACAUCAGCCAUAUGCCUGGGGUGAAGGGCCUGGUACUGUAAGUCCACCAUGGAGGCACAGAACAGCCAUCACCAGCACAACCUAGACAACCAGAACAAGAACCUCUACAAGAUGCCUGGGCAAGAUCAGAGCCACCAGUACUGCUGCACGCUGGCCAACUUCCGCAUUGAGAAGAAGAUUGGCCGGGGCCAGUUCAGCGAGGUCUACAAAGCCACCUACCUUCUGGAGGGCCAGCAUGUGGCUCUGAAGAAAGUCCAGAUAUUUGAAAUGAUGGACGCCAAGGCUCGCCAGGACUGCAUCAAGGAGAUUGACCUGCUGAAGCAUUUGAACCACCCCAACGUUGAUUCCAAGUACCUGGACCUCCUUCAUCGAGGACAACGAGACCACACAUCUUGCUGA
This is a messenger RNA of Salvelinus sp. IW2-2015, 761 nucleotides long. The record is from RefSeq and is a predicted model, not a curated record. Lineage: Eukaryota; Metazoa; Chordata; Actinopteri; Salmoniformes; Salmonidae.